Messenger RNA from Drosophila gunungcola (fruit fly), 1268 nucleotides. RefSeq lists its product as uncharacterized. The record is from RefSeq and is a predicted model, not a curated record. The coding region runs from base 405 to 1217 and encodes 270 amino acids. Lineage: Eukaryota; Metazoa; Arthropoda; Insecta; Diptera; Drosophilidae. The transcript has a single exon.
CACUUAUAUUGCUCGUUGAAUGAUCCAUGAAUGAAUGAUCCAUGAUAUUCUGUAUGCGAUCCGCAGCCUGCUUGGCCUUUUGUGCCAUGCUAGAGAUUCAUCAAAUUCUGCUUCCUCCUCCCUUUCCAGUUUUAAUUUUCCCAUACGGCGAAUCAAAAACCAGGUAGUUCCUUUCCUAGUGUUUGUUGUGCACCUGUAGGAAAGAAUUUCAAUAAGAAGUUUUUUUACAAAUGGCUUUUGACUUACUUUUAAUCAGAUCACUCCGUACAACGCAAGACAAUGUUGUCCAAAAUAAGGCACAUUGCCUGGCAAUAUAGCAUUAACUCGAUUUUCCAAACUGACAGCCCUAUCUGUCUAUCUCUCCCUCUGUCUGACAGUCAGAAAAAUGCCCGAGACUUCGGAAAAUGCGAAUAGACGCUCAGAUCAUGUGGCUAAUUAUUGUGUUGUCCUCGCUCCUGGGAUCUGCCACUGGCAGCCACUAUCGAGCACGCCGGAAACCCAUGCAGCUGAUGGAUCGUAUGGGUAUGGCUGGUGAUGGUGGUGGUGGUGGUGAUAGAGCUGUGUGCGAAAUGCCGGAGAAGAAGCCGAUGAGAGUUCACGGUAAUGCCAAGCAAAGGGGCUCCGGCAUAGCCAUGCAGGCUGCCAAUGAGGCGAGAAAGGCCAACGAGGACAUGGCAACGGCUGUGAAGGUGGCCGCCGAUAAAAUCAAAAACGAAUACGCCGACAAGGCGGCCGCGGCCUCCAAAGCCGCCGAAGCAGUGUUAGCGGGGAAGGCUCAGUUGCUGGAGCAACUGGAAGCGGAGGUUCGCGAGGGUGAAAUGGUGGUGCAGGAGGAGAACCAAGAGCUGAUCACCGCCGAGGCGAAUGCUCAGCUGGCCAUGAAGGCCCACAACCUGGCCCUGCAGGAGCUGAAGAUUCUGGCCACCGUUCUUAAAAUAGCCAGAGAAAAUCGGGAAAUUUCGGAUCAAGUAUACGCCGUGUGGCAACAAUCUCAGUCCGACAAAACCGCUCUUUUGGAGGCUGCACAGCGAAGGGUUAGUGUUCUAAUGCGACAAUUAAGCGAAGCUCGCAUAGAUUACGAGAAGACCAAGAAGGCGGCAAACAAUGCAGCCAGAGCCGCCCAAGAAGCCAAGCAGCGUAUAGAGAAUUCGGAAGCCACCGAAAACUGCGAACGCGGCAGAAUCCGACGUGCCUGGCAGUGCAAAGAAAUUCACUGAUAUUUCAUAUACUCAUAUAUUUUACGUAUAAAGAAAACGAGAAAUUGCUUU